Messenger RNA from Talaromyces stipitatus ATCC 10500, 1585 nucleotides. RefSeq names its product 2-dehydropantoate 2-reductase family protein, putative. The record is from RefSeq and is a predicted model, not a curated record. Lineage: Eukaryota; Fungi; Ascomycota; Eurotiomycetes; Eurotiales; Trichocomaceae. The coding region runs from base 28 to 1065 and encodes 345 amino acids. The transcript has 3 exons. Gene Ontology annotation, biological process: pantothenate biosynthetic process. Gene Ontology annotation, molecular function: 2-dehydropantoate 2-reductase activity. Gene Ontology annotation, cellular component: cytoplasm.
GACCAUAACACAAGCAUUAGGGCAGACAUGGCUAAUCAAACGAGAUCCGAGGUCCUUCUUGUUGGCUGCGGUGGUGUUGGGGCAUUGUGUGCAUACAACCUUGAAGUUGGCACACAGGCCAACGUAACCGCCGUGCUGAGAUCCAAUUAUGAUGCCGUUGAUAAGAACGGUUUCAGCAUUUCCUCCAUUGAGCAUGGCGAGGUGACUGGCUGGAGGCCUAGUAAAAUUACACGGACAAUCUCUGGGAACGGUAAGCCCUUUGAUUUCAUCGUGGUCACCACGAAAAACAUCCCGGACCAGCCUCCGGCAAUUGCAGAAGUGAUUUCUCCCGCUGUUACACAUGGACAUACGAUCAUUGUGCUGUUGCAAAACGGCAUCAAUAUUGAGCGGCCGUUAUUCAAGGCGUUUCCCGAUAAUAUUGUCCUCUCUGGCGUCUCUAUGAUCAGUGCAACUGAGACGGAACCCGGAAAAGUAAGGCAAGAUGACCCUGACAUCUUGAUUAUCAGUCCAUUCCAUAAUCCUCGCAUUUCUAUGGAACGUGAAUCGGCAGCCGCGCAAAGUUUUGUUGAUUUGUACAGCGCUUCGGGAAAGGCAUCGUGCAAGUUAGAGCCGGAUGUUGGUACUAUCCGCUGGCGUAAACUGAUUUAUAACGCUUGUUACAACUCCAUUUGCGCCAUUCUCGAUAUGGAUACGACCACAAUUCGUUACGCAAAGCAUCCCGUGAACGAUUUGGUCAGGCCUGCCAUGUGGGAGAUUUGGCACAUUGCUAAGGCUACUGGUCACCCUCUUCCGGCGGAUAUAGUGGAAGAGAUGGUUGACAUCGAUACGUGGUCCUUCUUCAAGCCAAGCAUGGCACAAGAUACGAGCAAGGGUAAUUUUACUGAAUAUGAGAACAUCGUGGGCGAGCCUUUGCGUGAGGCUCAACGAGUCAAUGUCCCAGCACCCACACUCACAGUGAUUUACGGUAUAUUGAAAGCUCUUCAGUGGAAAGUACGAGCCCAAAAUGGUUUGAUAAAAGUUCCCCUUGAAAGACCUCAAUCCCUAUCUCUAUUAGAAGAUAGCUAGAUACAGCCGUGAUAUUGAAAUGUCCAAGAUUGUUCAUGUCAAUAGAAAUAUGUGCAUUGAAAUGUAAACAAGAUCCAAAUCAACUUGUUUAUAUGUCGCGAAGAAAAAGACAUCACCGUGAAUAUGAUGCACCAAACAAUAUAAAUAUGCAGAGAAACCCGAAAGACUGAAAAAAAGUCAUGUACUCUGCGGUUCCAUAACAUCUCAGAAAACUUUCGGCCAAGGCAAAAUCCGCCGAAGCGGUCAUGUAAUGAUAACAAUCAUCUCGUCGAAGAGAAAUCGUGUCGGAAGAGUAUAUUUGUGACGUGAAUCAUAAUAAAAUGUAUUUAUCGGGAAUCGGAACUGGUAGAUCGACCCCAGGUUGGUCGCCAGUGGCCGCCUGUCGAGUUCUUGGAGACAGCGGGGGAUGUUAGGCCAUUGGUGUAUACGUAUUCGCCGUCAACAUAUUGGGCAUCUCCGUAAAAUGUGGAACGAUUCUUGCGUCGUGUGUAUCGCUGUUCAAGGCGAUAAAGCUCAAGCU